This is a messenger RNA of Loa loa (African eye worm), 180 nucleotides long. RefSeq lists its product as hypothetical. The transcript is spliced from 2 exons. The record is from RefSeq and is a predicted model, not a curated record. NCBI's taxonomy places the organism in Eukaryota, Metazoa, Nematoda, Chromadorea, Rhabditida, Onchocercidae. The coding region runs from base 1 to 180 and encodes 59 amino acids.
AUGCAUCGCACAUUAAAUCGUCAGGCAAUGCGCGAUAUGAAGUUCCACUUUCCGGACGAAAUCGGAAUUGGAGGGACUUCAGCGCUACUGGCAGUCCGAGAAAAGUACUGGAAAAAAAGACGCCCCAAGUUCCCGCUACAAAUGCACAAAUAUACUCAAAAAGUAGUGGAAGAUGGAUGA